UCACAAGCACCCCUGGCUCGAGGUUUAGCUUUAGCAGGAGGUGGAGCUCGAAAUCUCCAACACAUUUGUGAUCCGUUCGGCCCUGACGUUCUUACGUUACCAAUGGCAGCCAAUAGCGCACGUGUGGAUCACCAGGCCCGUGAGGACGUUCACGGCCGUUUUGGCUCCGCCUACUCGACAAUAAAGCGCUACUGUCUCCUGUGUGGGAGUGUCCGCUCCCUACGAGCGAUCUGAUUGGUCGGUUUGCCUUUGGUAGGUCAGUGAAAGGGAUGAGGACACAAUCAAGGCAGGAAGCUGACAUGCAGGGGGUACACAUAAGGCCGGAGAUCACUGAAAUAUGUUUAAAUGUAUUCGAUUACCUGGCAAAACAAAGCUGGGGAGAACAACACGUGGUAUGGAGGAAGUUCGAGAUGACGGGCUAAUGCGAUCACAAAGAAGACAUCGGCCCCAAGUGGUGGGCUCGUACCCGCUCUACCGGAUUCUUUGAUCUUUUGCGCGCAACGGGAAUUUCUCCUUUUUAACAAUAAAAUUCAUGUCUGGAAAGCACCGAGAAGGUACAAGUGUGACAGGCGACCCGACAACAUGACAAACGCUACCAUGGAGCCCGAGUGCAAGCGGAGGAAGACUGGCACUGGUGCCCUGCUGUCCUGGGACGUGGUGCCCGUGCUGUCUCCUGAGCAGUGCCAGGACGUGGAGCUGCUGGAGGCCUACGCUGCCCCCAUCUUCAACAAGAGGGAGACAUCGCGCCUGGUGAAGGAGCUGGCCACCGUGUGUCCUCUGGACGGUCUGCCGCACAUCAAGAGGGUGCGGGCCUGCCCAGACAAGCUCAGCCCUCACCCCCUUGAGGUGCUCAUCUGUUUGGCAGACCACAAGGCCCACACAGAGGCGCCAUCUCUGGAUGUGCUCCUAGCAGGGGCCGGGCACAUUGACUGCUCCGGUCUUGGAAGGCCAUUUUUGGUGCGGAUAGCGGCCCGGCCCCCUCUGACGAGACUUCAGUUUGAGAAGGCCAGUUGUCAUUGGCCAACCUCCUUCCAUGAGGAUAAGCAGGUGACGGUGGCCUUGCGAGGUGACCUCUUCACAGAAGAGCAUAAAAUGAGAAUGCAAACAUACAUGGAGCUGGCGAUCCAAGCUGCAGUGGCAGGCCGGGCACAGGGCAUGGAGGCGGUGGGAGCGGUGCUGGUGGAGCCCGAUUCGAGCUCCGUUCUUGCGGUGGGACAUGACUGUCGACACGGCCCCAGCCCUUUGCUCCAUGCGGUCAUGGUGUGUAUCGACCUGGUAGCACAUGGGCAAGGAGGGGGCGCCUACACAUACAAAGACUACCUGGCCUGUCACUUUGUGGGGGCCCACCCUGCAGCGGAACAAGAAGGCCACGAGGAACUGCCAUACAUCUGCACUGGUUAUGAGCUGUAUGUGACCAGAGAGCCCUGUAUCAUGUGUGCCAUGGCCUUGGUGCAUUCCAGAGUACGCAGGGUCUUCUUUGGGGUGCCCACGCCCGACGGAGCUUUGGGCAGCAGAUAUAAAAUUCACACCCAGAAAGACCUGAAUCAUCAUUAUGAGGUAUUCCGAGGGGUCAUGGCACACGAGUGUGAGCAGCUGAGUAGCAAAUCAGCUGGCGCGUUUUAAUGUAGUUUUUUAAUAAAGUGGCACUGCUACCCACCGAUCUCUUCUUCUUUCCAUCUGUAUGUUGGCAGCAGCUGUACCAGCUGCACCUCGCACCACGUAAUUCACCCAAAGCGGAGCGUGUUUGGGCCGGGCCGGGCCGGGCCCGGACUUGGAGGGCUGCUGCUGGAAGAGGCGAGGGUGAGGCCAGCGCGGGUGCUUGGCAGGUUGUCCGUGUGUGGAUCCUACGUAGGCACAGGGACACUGCAUUGUAAAAAUGACUCUCUGUGGUCGUAAAAGAUUAAUAAAGAGUAGGAGGCAGCCUGACGCCCUGGCUGAAUUGGGGUUUGGGGUUCAUGGUCCCCUCAUCACCCACUGCCCCUUACCAGCUGGCUCUCUCACUCCUUCACCACUUAAUAGCACAUUGGCACAAGCGUGGCUUACGUCUCCUCGUCUCUGUCAAGUGAGAAGAGCGCUAAAUUUCCAUAACUCUCUUGCUGCUGCUGCUGCCUUUGGCGGAGCCCCUUCAGCCACCUGUGUUUUACUGGAGCGACGUGAAGAUUGGAGUCUGCGCUUGAGUCCAGCCCAAGGUGUAGGCGUCGAGGGAGGGAGUGAGCGAGUGGGUGGCUGGCAUGGGCGCUUUGUCUUCACCGAGCUGCGUGAUUUAGGGUUUACAAGGACGACAUCAGAGCAGGCGUCUGAGCAACAAGGGGCUCUGGCCUGCCACUUUAGUGUGACCAGCGUCAGCACACAAGUCUUGAUGGGGCAGACGUCUGGUCUCCAACCCAUUGUCAGUAAGGUGGCACAAGGUGGCUGGGGGUCUUUGUUGUCAUGCCAGUUUACUGCUCACACAAUGGUAGAGCAGCCCUUACUUUAGAUGACAAACCCGUUUUAACAGGACCAGCGGUCUCAACGGCCACCUCCUGUUCGUGUGAUGCUGGGCCGCGCGGUGAAGCACAGACAGAAUGUUCUACCAGGGUCCUGCUGGGUGGGCUGCACUUGCUCAAGCCCCAUUUUCACCAACUGGCUGCAUUAAGAUUCCUACCCUUUAUUAAGGUGGUCUUUCAGCCCUAAACCACUGCACUCCCCGUUUUAACUGCCCCUUAGUGGGCUUCACAUUUACAAUGAGAGACUUUCUAAGCUGCUCAGGUUCACCACACCAGUGCGUCACCACAGCGUCUGUCUGGGAGGACAACGAGGCGAGAAAAGCAAAGGGUGGACGAGCCAUCGGACACCACAAGGACGACUGGCUUGGAGUCACAGUGCUGUGAAAAAGUAUUUGCCCCUUCCCGACAGGCUCUUUUUUGUCACAAUGGAGGUCAGCGUCUCACAGUAAGGGACCUGAAAGCCGUUUUCUUACAAACCCUGUUUAUUUAUUUAAACGUAUAUACGAGUCCUAAAAAUGUGCUAAAACACUUCAAGAGCGUCAAUGGCUGCCACUCUCUCCUGCGAUGUGCUGCUCAUCAGCAA
Polypterus senegalus (gray bichir) is the source of this 3069-nucleotide messenger RNA. RefSeq names its product adenosine deaminase tRNA specific 3 (gene adat3). Gene Ontology annotation, cellular component: cytoplasm; nucleus. The record is from RefSeq and is a predicted model, not a curated record. The transcript has 2 exons. The coding region runs from base 583 to 1623 and encodes 346 amino acids. Lineage: Eukaryota; Metazoa; Chordata; Cladistia; Polypteriformes; Polypteridae. Gene Ontology annotation, molecular function: tRNA-specific adenosine-34 deaminase activity.